AUGUCUGUAGACGGUGAAAAAGUAGAAUUGAAUUUGACGAUGUACUGUCUUUGUGUACAUGUGCCAGAUUCAAGAUUUCCAUCAGUUAGAAUGGCUAUAAAAGAUGCAGAGUACAUGCUCAAGUCGAAUGAUUCUACUGUUAUUUUAAUUUGGCAUGAUACAAUUAAAGAUGUAGAUUUCUUUUCUUCACUUUUACCUUGGCAAAUAGUAAAUCGUAUUCCAAACAUGAACUACUUAUGUAGGAAAGCACCAUAUGUGUAUGGUGUCCAAAAAAUUAUGCCCUUUUUCCCAGGAGUUUUUACUUUUCUUCCUCAAAGUUUCGUUCUUCCAAUGCAGGAAGCAGCAUUUGUGGAAGCAUUCGACAGUCAGAAUAAGAAAUUCAUCAUAAAGCCAGAUGGCGGCUCAUUUGGAAGAGGAAUUACAAUUCUCAACCCCGGUCAAACAUAUGUACCGCAAAAAGGUCUCGCAGUUGCCCAAGAAUAUAUCGAAUCUUACUUGUUAGACGAAAAAAAGUUUGAUUUCAGAAUUUAUGUAUUAAUUGCAUCAGUAACUCCGCUUAAAAUCUACAUAUAUCGCGACGGUGUCGCACGUUUUUGCUCAGAAAAGUAUUCCGCAAACUCUGUUUACUCUCAAUUAACAAAUGUUGCCUUAAACAAAGGCCGUCCUGGUGUUGACAUGGCCAAGAUAUCUCAACUCAUCUCAGACGUUCUACCUAUCAUGGCCGCUCGCGGCGUCGAUGUUGACUUACUUUGGAAGAAAAUUGAUCGCGCAAUUACUUUAGCUGUUAUCUCAUCUUACGGCAGUUUAGUACGCGGUGAGCGUCGUAGAUGUCCAGGUAAGGCAUAUCCUCGCUGCUUCCAAAUGCUUGGAUUCGAUGUUCUCUUUGAUAAAAACUUGAAUCCAUGGAUUUUGGAAGUAAACUACAGACCAAGCCUCAAAUUCUACAGAGGACGAGAAAGGAGAAUGAAAGUAGGCAUGAUUAAAGAUGUCCUUCGUAUUGCUUGCCCUCUACAAGCAGCACAAGCAGCUCUUCUCGCGAGAAGAUGGGGAUGGACUGAAGAAACAUGGACAACGUUCGUAGAAGAGAAUCCAGACGUGUUGGCCGCAUGCAAGAUGUCAAGGAAAGAAGCUGUGAAGAACUCUAAGUUUGUUAAAACGUUUCCUCCGAAAGAACAAGAAAAUAUGAUUUACCAUGACAUAUUAAAGAAGGUUUUGGAGUUACCAGAAGACCAAAUUGAAGACCCAGAAUUGGGUAAAGAUGGCUGGAAGAAUAGAUUUGAAGAUGUUGGACCUGAUAAUUAA
Trichomonas vaginalis G3 is the source of this 1302-nucleotide messenger RNA. RefSeq names its product positive regulation of cilium movement. Gene Ontology annotation, molecular function: tubulin binding; tubulin-glutamic acid ligase activity. Gene Ontology annotation, cellular component: cilium. Lineage: Eukaryota; Parabasalia; Trichomonadida; Trichomonadidae. Bases 1 to 1302 code for a protein of 433 amino acids. The record is from RefSeq and is a predicted model, not a curated record. The transcript has a single exon. Gene Ontology annotation, biological process: protein polyglutamylation; microtubule cytoskeleton organization.